AUGUCUACCGCAAACAACAUGAAUAUGGCUCAAACUAACAGGACUGAUUGUGCCAUGAAUAGGAAAAGAACCGAUGAAAUGAAGAAAGUCGAUGACGUGAAAAGGAAGUUGUUUUUGUCGAAGCUUCCAGCAAAACCUACUGGCGCAGCAAUUCCAAUUAGCAACAAUCGUUCGCAUUCUGAUACGAGUUCCCGAAGCGAAUGGAUUGACGAGGCUCUUGAGAUCAUCAACUCUUCAUCGCGUAGAGUUAUUGGACGAAGAGGCCCUCUUCGAAGGAAAGGCUCAUCACUCUCCGAACGAAGAGCAAGUGAACUUCUGAAAGACAACAGCGACCACCUGUCAGAACUCUUGCGAAAAAGCCAAGGUGGUUUGUUCGAUCUCAGCAGCGAUGACGAGAGUGAUUUGGAAGACUAA
Molecule: messenger RNA, 414 nt
Organism: Cylindrotheca closterium
Lineage: Eukaryota; Bacillariophyta; Bacillariophyceae; Bacillariales; Bacillariaceae
Source: the annotation of a GenBank genome assembly